CUUUGCUCUUUAAAUAACCGAUUGGUUAUUGAAAAAAAAAGCACGAAAACUAGUCUGCCAUUUAAUUUGUUUGUUUGAAAUUAUAAACAACAAUAUGCCGAAAAAUAUAACAAGUGAGGUGAGAGAAAUAAUUUUAAAAGUUAAAGAAUUCAUGGACGAAGAAAAGCGAAUGCAAGUACCAAUUAUACCGCUUAGUAAAGUAUACGUAAGAGUAUCUGCCGCCACAGGCGUGUCGGAGCGUACUGUUUUAAACAUUGUUAAAGAAGCUAGACUGAUCGAACAGGGUCUGUUAGAUCCAGAAACUUUAAAAAAGACACCCAAAAAAAGAGUACGAACAAAAGGAAAAAUUGAAGUAGACGAAUAUGACUUGCAAGUAAUACGACGAAAAAUUCACGAAUUCUAUGCAUUUAAAAAAGAAGUACCAACAAUAAACAAACUGUUACAAAUAUUAAAAGAUGAAAUCAACUUCAAAGGUUCAAGAGAAACAUUAAGAAAAAUUCUCCGUAAAAAUGGUUUUCAGUUCCGAAAGACAAAAAAUAACAAGGAAAAAGAUCAAGUCCCAGAAUCUACUUCAGCAGUUCCUCCCAUGGUGCCACCAUAUAUCCACUCCAUGUUUAGUCAUAAGAAUAUCCAAUCAUAAAUAUGUAAAAUUUGGAAAAUUUCAUAUUUAUGAUAAAUUAUAUUGUAUAAUAAAAAAGGUUGUUGUUUAUGUCAGCAGUGUAAAUGGUGUGAAAGGGAUACUAAUCAAUAAUGUUUGUGUUAAGUGAUAAAAUUAAAAAACAUGAAUCUUAAA
This is a messenger RNA of Melitaea cinxia (Glanville fritillary), 793 nucleotides long. RefSeq lists its product as uncharacterized. The transcript has 2 exons. Lineage: Eukaryota; Metazoa; Arthropoda; Insecta; Lepidoptera; Nymphalidae. Bases 95 to 640 code for a protein of 181 amino acids. The record is from RefSeq and is a predicted model, not a curated record.